Prorocentrum cordatum is the source of this 1553-nucleotide messenger RNA. The record is from the annotation of a GenBank genome assembly. NCBI's taxonomy places the organism in Eukaryota, Dinophyceae, Prorocentrales, Prorocentraceae.
AGGAUUGUUGCUGGUGGCAGCGGGCCCCCCUCUCUGGCUGCAGCUCGCGUCCAGUCGCCUCGCGUCGCCGCAUGGCUCUCGGCGGAGGCGAGGCUGGCAGAUGGCUGCUCGGAGGCCUCAAGGAGGCUGGCCUGGAGCAGGAGGUGGCCGCGCCGCCGCCGCAAGCUGCGCCAGGCGCGCUCGCAGUGCGGGCCGUGGAAGAUGGUGACCAAGCUAGAGCACGUGGCAAGGCGAAGGCAAAGGCGAAGGCGAAGGCGAAGGCGAGCGGCGCGCCAGGCGACGCCGCGGCGCGGCAGGCUCCCGUCGACGACGGGCCGCCGAUGGCGAUGCUCAUGGAUCCGGUGGGGACGCCUGACCAGCCGAUGCAGAACGUCCUCCAGGUCUGCGUUGGGCUGCAGCACGCCGUGAUGCUGACGGAUGCCGGUGCUGUGUUUACCUGGGGAGACAACCGGUAUGGACAGCUUGGGCGACCCGCCGUUCUGCUGGAGGAGGGCAGGCAGGCUUUUCCGGUGUUGGCGCUGCACGGUGACGAGAUCUUCCAGGUUGCUGCGGGCAAGCACCACUGCCUGGCCCUCUCAGCGUCGGGCCUGGUCUGGUCGUGGGGCAGGCUCUGCUGGACGGAGGCCCAGUGCCUCGCCGCCCACAUGCAAAGGCUGAUAAUCUCAGAGGAUAUCGACAGCCACGAGCGCGAGAUCGAGACCCUCACGAGAAAGAGGGCGGAGGCCGAGCAGGCGGAGAAGCAGGUGCGUGAGCAGUUGCAGAGUCUCACCAAGGCCAGCGCGGACCUCGAUCGAGACAAGGAGAAGUAUUCGGAGAUCAAGGACAGGGCGGACCAGGGCGACCAUAAGCUGUUCUACAGCGACAAGGUCCGAGAGUGCGAGCAGCUGCUCGUCGCAAGCAGUGCUUCGCGGGCCUCGUUGCUCGAGCAGCGCACGGACAUGGACCGGGAGAGGCACCAGGUGUCGCAGGAGCUGUACAAGACGGUUUCCGAGAAGAAGAAGCUGGAAGCGCGGCGACAGGUUGUGCAAGACCUGUUCAAGCCCACGUCCAACACCCACUCGGCGUUAGACCCUAUGGUGAAGUUCCUGAAGGAUCAGACCGACUUCAUCAGAAACCACUUCCAAGAUCGAGCUGUUGAGCACACUUUCUAUGUUGCCGCGAAGCAUUCCUUCGAGCAAGAUGUAGUCUUCCUGGAUCUCGUCGAGGUCAGACUAAAAGAGUGGUUCAACAGCCAGCCGCCAGAGUGGAAAGACCACGCGGCCAUCGUCGUGGACCUGCUGCAGGACAUCGUGGAUUUACGACGGGACUGGAGCAGUCUCCUCGAAGACAGGUGGCGGAAGCAAGACCUGGACAUGUCCUUCUUCCUGGACGCGGGCCGCCGGCCCGGCGCUGGCCGGCCCGGCGCCGGGGCCGUGGCGCGGCGAUGACGCGAGGGGCCGGCGCCCGCUGCGCGCAGGGCAGCGGGCGCCCCGGGGUCCACGAGGACGCUGGUCGCCUGAGACCGCUGCGUGGGCGAGGGACACGUGGCUGCGGUUGGCCUCUGGAGGGCGCCC